Molecule: messenger RNA, 1230 nt
Organism: Colletotrichum tamarilloi
Lineage: Eukaryota; Fungi; Ascomycota; Sordariomycetes; Glomerellales; Glomerellaceae
Exons: 5
Coding region: 1-1230 (409 amino acids)
Molecular function (GO): oxidoreductase activity
Source: RefSeq, a predicted model, not a curated record
AUGGCCGCAAUUGCAGUAGACCAAACCCCCAAAACCACUGUUAGGGGCACUGAACAAGGAUCUCAAGUUCACAACGCGUCGCCUUCGCUGCCUUUUGAGGCUUUUGAUGUUCCGAGUCAGCAGGACACCGCCGACUUUGGGCUGCCGUGGUCGGCAAGCUUUCCUCUCGGACUUAAAGCAAGCAAGACCCUCAAUCUCUCCGAAAGCAUUCAUGCGAUCAAAAAUUUCGCCCAUUCUGGGAAUCUGAGCAGUCUGAUCAAACAACAUGGGGGAGCGAUUCUUAUUCGUGGCCUCCCGAUAGGAACACCUCAUGACUAUAGCAAGGUCGCGCACGCAUUUGGCUUUCGUCCUCAUGUAGAGGUUGGACGUCCGCCACUGCGGACCAUUCUGGCUCCUAAUGUCAAGACAGCAAACGAGGGUCCACCAGAACUGCCAAUUUGGCCCCAUAGCGAAUAUGGUUGGUCCACAAUCAACCCAUCGUGGCUGACUUUCAGUGCACUCCAAAUUCCAGAAUCCGGCGGCGCCACACCCAUCACCUCAGCUAUCUACAUUGCUCAUAAGUUGUCACGUCUCAAGCCUCAGUUCCUCUCGAACCUUCUGAACAAGGGUGUAAAAUACGUCUAUCGCUACACAACCAAGCCACUCGUCUCCAACACCGGGACGAGCGUUCGUGGCGCUUACGGUCAGGAGGUCAGAGACGAAGAUGACGAAGCCGCGGCCCGACGCAAGAUAGAGGCUGAAGUUCGACGCCACAGCAACCGAUUCGAGUGGCACGACGACGGUAGCUUGAGCGUGACGCAUAUUGUCGCUGCCGUUCGCAUCCAUGAUCCUACAGGGGCAACUGUAUUCUUCGGCAAUGUCACCUCCGCCUGGGGCCGUAGUCGCCAUCAUGGUGCGACAAGACCUCCCUUCCGCGGCGAUGACGGGUCGUAUCAUCCUCCUCCGACAUAUGGCGACGAUACGCCCAUCGAUGUUGAGGACUUGGACCUGCUGCUGAAACUCGCGGAAGAGGGUGCCGUAGAUGUCGAGUGGCAGAAGGGAGAUCUGGUGCUUCUUGAUAACUACGCCGUGAUGCACUCCCGCAAGCCGUGGAAGGGGCAGCGCCAGGUCCUCGCUGCUCUGUGGGACGAUGACGGAAGGAUCAGGGAUUUUCCAGAAGGCUUGGAACUGCUGAAAGGUAGUCCUAGGGUCCCUCGGACGGAGUUCGAUGAGAAUGAAGGACGUGGAUAA